Sporothrix schenckii 1099-18 is the source of this 390-nucleotide messenger RNA. RefSeq lists its product as uncharacterized. Bases 1 to 390 code for a protein of 129 amino acids. The transcript has a single exon. Lineage: Eukaryota; Fungi; Ascomycota; Sordariomycetes; Ophiostomatales; Ophiostomataceae. The record is from RefSeq and is a predicted model, not a curated record.
AUGGCAGAAUCAAGAGCAAUGCGGACCAGAAGGCAGGAGGAGAACCUGGCUAACGAAAGGGGUCGGAAGAGAAAGGAAACCGGCGCGGAAGGCGAGUUCAAGAAAAACAAAGAAGGAAACACCAACCACUGCUGGCCGCUAGCGAGUUCCUCGGGCGCGGCGCCAGGCAACGCAAUUGGACAGUGGCAAAUUGGAGGUAACUUAGAGGGACGGUUCGCCGUAGCGGGUUGCGGCUUCCUUUGUGUCGGCGUUGCUAACAAGGAUGGCUGGCGCGAGAGUCCUUUUGUAGGUUCGUUCCUCGUCCAUUCCUUUAGUUCUUGCUGGGACAGGAGGGACCCAGUGGGAGCAAACAGACGUGGUCUUGCGCCAGCCUUUUCGCCAUGUAAUUAA